Penicillium subrubescens is the source of this 633-nucleotide messenger RNA. RefSeq names its product GPI anchored serine-threonine rich protein. Lineage: Eukaryota; Fungi; Ascomycota; Eurotiomycetes; Eurotiales; Aspergillaceae. The record is from RefSeq and is a predicted model, not a curated record. The coding region runs from base 1 to 633 and encodes 210 amino acids. The transcript is spliced from 3 exons.
AUGCGCUUCAUCGCCACAAAGCUCCCCCUCCUCCUCGCUGCCUCGGCCACUAUCGUCGUCGGCCAGGAUCCGACUACUACAGGAACUGGCUCUGUGAGCACCGGUUCUGUUAGCCCGGGCUCUUCGAGUAAAUGUGCUGCGCAAAAGGUCGUCGACCAAUGCAUCCAAAACAUGAAAUUCCAACUCGAAAACUGCGCUACAUAUGACUGGGACUGUCAAUGCAUCAGUAGCACGAAUGUCGUCGACUGCUACAACAACUGCCCCGAACACCCCGACCGAAUCGGCGCCCAAACAAUCCGCCAGCAAAACUGCGCCAACGCCCGCGCCUACAGCCCCAGCACCACAGCAUCCAGCCCCUCCUCCACAGCCACAGACAAGGACUCGGACUCGUCCAGCAUGUCCGCCAGUUCGUCUGCGUAUGCGUCCGGUUCAACCAGCACGCCUAGCGGCCUGCAGAGUCAUAACAAGAGCACUGAUGAGGAGAGUGAUAGUGGCUCUAGCAGUGAGCCGACGAAGUCGUUGACUGGGCUGGAGGCGAGUUCGAGUCCGUCGGCGGGUGCUGCGGUGAAGGGGGUUAGGGUUGCUGGCGGGUGGGUUGCGUUUUUGGGGUUGGCGUUGGGGGUUUUGUUCUAG